Molecule: messenger RNA, 969 nt
Organism: Peniophora sp. CBMAI 1063
Lineage: Eukaryota; Fungi; Basidiomycota; Agaricomycetes; Russulales; Peniophoraceae
Source: the annotation of a GenBank genome assembly
AUGCCCGCGUCGUCUUCAAGUUCCACGCACGUACGGACACGGACCAGGCUGCUGUGUGCCAGACGAGGGCGGGCACUGUGGCAUUACACGAAUGACGAGCACCUACUGAAGGGUUUCAUCGAUGCACUAGAAAGCUUUGAAGAUAUAUGUCAGCGAGGCGUGACCACUGGCGCUAUUGUCGGUCCAGGAUCCAUUCUUCUCGACGACGGUCCGGAGAUGACAGGCUGGAUGGUAGAUUUCGACAUACCGCAUCACCCUGACUCUCCUAUGUGUGACUACACUAGUCUACAUUUCAUGUCCGGCGAUGAUCUGUGCCACAUCGUAAACACGGGGGCCUCUUCGCAACGCCAAUUCAAAACGCCCGAGGAAGUGGAGGCUGCUCGCGCCGAGACGUUGGCAUACACACUGGCAUACGCCCUCUUCCGAACAUCAAUCGCUUGCAAAAGGACGCCAGGCGCAUUCAUCACCCCAUCAGCAUUCAAUCUCUCGCUCAAGCGCCAGUCUUCCAAAUCGCAAUCUCCCCUUGCGUCGGAGUUCGCACAUACCUUCGAAAACGCCGACAUCCAGUUGCUUCUGGCAAACCGAGAAGCAGCCGGUCCGUUUGCCUGGGCAACCGAUGCUCCCGAGCUUGCAUGCGGCAUACGAUGGUUGCUCGACCAAUUGUACGAUCGACACCGCUCGUAUACGAGAAGUCAAGCGAACGCACGGGCAUGCGCGUUUCUCACGAGUAUGCAAGAGGACGAAGACGAAAGUCCAAAUGUAGCAAGCGCUACUGUACUAGCCGCCACUCCGUAUACAUACGAGUCUUUGCACGAGCUGCUCGACGACGCUUUAUCGCUUGUUCUGAAGAUGUCAGGCUUGCCUUCACCCAACAAACAAUAUCGAUAUCCUUUCCCGACUCAUAUUGAGGGCAGUAUCGCCCGACGUGUCCAUGGUGCAGUGAGACGGCGGGAGUGCUGCAUUCAAUGA